AUGGAAGACUCCGAAGAAAUUGACGCUCAUAUAGCAACAACCACAAAAUUAGAUAUAGAUGAACCUGGUUCAUCUGUUGAUCAGAAGAUGUAUAGGGGAAUAAUUGUCUCUUUGUUAUAUCUCAUUACUAGUAGACAUGACAUUGUUUUCAGUGUAGUCCUUUCUGCUAGAGUUCAGGCAAAUCCAAAGGAAUCUCACUUGACUGCUAUCAAGAGGAUCUUGAGAUACCUAAAAUGCACCACUGAUCUUUGCCUAUGGUAUCCAAAAGGUUUUCUUGUGGGUAGAAAGAGCACUUCAGCUAUGGCACACUUUCUUGGCUCAUGUAUUGUGUCAUGGGCCACCAAAAAGCAAACUUUUCUGGCCUUGUCCACUGCUAAAGCUGAGUAUGUGGCUGUUGCCUCAUGUUGUGCUCAAUUGUUAUGGAUCAAACAAUAA
Messenger RNA from Nicotiana attenuata, 435 nucleotides. RefSeq lists its product as uncharacterized. NCBI's taxonomy places the organism in Eukaryota, Viridiplantae, Streptophyta, Magnoliopsida, Solanales, Solanaceae. The coding region runs from base 1 to 435 and encodes 144 amino acids. The record is from RefSeq and is a predicted model, not a curated record. The transcript is spliced from 2 exons.